AUUAGAGAAAGAGAGAGAGAGAAUGAUUGUAGUAGUGUUAAUUCUUUCUAUCUAAUCAUAGAAAAAUAAAGAGAGAAAGAGAAUAGAUACACAUUUAGAUAGAGAGAGGGAAAGAGAUAGAUACACAUUUAGAUAGAGAGAGAGAGAGAUAGAAACACAGUUACAUAGAGGAAGAGAGAAGUGAAGGAUUGGUGUGUAAAUUACAACUGCCCACACCAUGGCUGCCACAUUACGUCCCUAUUUAAAUGCUGUGAAACACACUCUUACAGCAGCAAUGUGUUUGCAGAACUUUGAAUCACAAGUUGUAGAACGACACAAUAAACCAGAAGUUGAAGUUAAAACCAGCAAAGAAUUGUUGCUAACCCCUGUUGUAAUCAGUCGAAAUGAAAAAGAAAAAGUAUUGAUUGAAGGUUCUAUUAAUUCAUUGAGGAUAAGUAUAGCAGUAAAACAGGCUGAUGAAAUUGAGAAAAUUUUAUGUCACAAAUUCAUGAGAUUUAUGAUGAUGAGAGCCGAAAAUUUUAUUAUUUUACGAAGAAAACCAGUGGAGGGUUAUGACAUCAGCUUCCUAAUCACCAAUUUCCAUACAGAGCAGAUGUACAAACAUAAACUGGUUGACUUCAUCAUUCAGUUUAUGGAGGAGAUUGAUAAAGAAAUCAGUGAAAUGAAAUUAGCAGUCAAUUCUAGAGCUCGACUGAGUGCUGAAGAAUUCUUAAAGAGAUUUUAGCUAACUCUAUGAGCUACAGCAGAUCGAUAUGUAUUCUGGCAAUACUGCAAUAUAAUUAAUAUUUUCUAAAAGAAAAGAGAAACACUUAAACAGAGAAGGAAAAGAAAAGAAAGCUAUCCAACUUGACAUAUGUCUUGUAAUAUAUAACAAAUUUUAUAACCCAUUUCUCAGAGAAUUCAGUUGUAUAAAUUCUGCAUGUUGUUGGAAGGUAACUAGAGUCAUUGCAAAUAAAUUCUUACUAACAUAAAUUAUCA
Messenger RNA from Octopus bimaculoides (California two-spot octopus), 978 nucleotides. Its product is annotated as actin-related protein 2/3 complex subunit 4. Gene Ontology annotation, biological process: actin filament polymerization; Arp2/3 complex-mediated actin nucleation. NCBI's taxonomy places the organism in Eukaryota, Metazoa, Mollusca, Cephalopoda, Octopoda, Octopodidae. Gene Ontology annotation, molecular function: actin filament binding. Gene Ontology annotation, cellular component: actin cytoskeleton; Arp2/3 protein complex. The record is from RefSeq and is a predicted model, not a curated record.